UUAGUGGACCGCUAUGACAGGCCUGUCUUUUUUAUAAAUUUUCUUAUUUAAACAAAAGAGAGACAGAGAGAAAGAAAAUAGGAUAGAAUGUACACUUUACAAAUUCGAGAUAAUUCUGUGUAAUAAAAUAAAAAUGGAUAUUGAAACAGAAAAAGUUAUCGAACUAGUGUUUCCUGAGGGAGUUCCAACUGAUUCUUGGAAAGAUGAUCCUGAGUUCUACCAGUAUUUGUCGAAGCUUGGAGCAUUCGAUGUCGAGCAGUUAAGCAAAGAACCAGAUCAUCUCACAGAGGAAAAAAACUCUGUGUUGCAGACGACUCAGGAAUUAGCUUUUUCAAACUACAAGACAUUCAUACAAACAGCUGAGAGUUCGCGAGAAAUAUUCCAUCAGUUCAAUGAGACCGAAGGUCACCUGGACAAUCUUUUGCUGAAAAUCCCAAGAUUCAUAGAGAAAUGCCAGUUAUUCAGUGACAAAUCAAAGGACAUAAACUCCCACCGGCGGCUAAAUACCCUUACCCUGAGAAAGACAGCAGAGAUGUUGGAGAUUCUGGAGAUGCCACAGCUGAUGGAGAGCUGCCUCCAGAGUAAUCAGUACAACGAGGCUCUGGAGAUAUCCCAAUACGCCCGACAAUUGGGAGUGAAGCACAGCGACAUUCCCAUAAUCCAGUUAAUAGUAUCAUCCAUUGAGAACAGCUGGUCUGGAAUGGUUGGACAGGUGAUUGGAUCUCUGAGAGGUGACUUACCCCUCCCCAAGUGCCUCCAACUAGUUGGAUUGCUGCGCUCCAUGGACGCCUUCACCGAAGCAGAGUUACGAAUAAAAUUUCUGCAGGCAAGGGACGGCUGGCUCCAGGGCCUUCUCAACUCUAUUCCAAAGGACGAUCCCAACUUCCACCUCACCAAGACUAUUGAACUCUCCAGGAUCCAUCUUUUUAAUAUAAUCACGCAGUAUCGUGCCAUGUUCAACGACGACGACCACUCAUCUACUCGAGAUCCAGUUAUCAACGAAUCGGCGAUAUUCUAUCACUGGUUGGAGGAGAAACUUUCACAAUUCCUGGUAACCUUGGAGCAAGAUCUCCCUGGGGUGUCCUCUAUUGACUCCAUCCUGGGCCAGUGCACAUACUUCGGGCUAUCCUUUGGGAGAGUUGGGGCUGAUUUCACGAGUCGCAUGUCUGAUAUAUUUGUACGCGUCGUGGGGAGCAAGUUCCAGAGAAAUGUCUACAAGACCACCAGGAGAUUCGAAAAGGACGUGGAGACCUUCACUCUCAUCAAUAAAUUGCACAGGAUCGAUGUCAAGGUGGAUCUGCCAGCCAAAUCUGAAAAUCCUCCAGAGCAACUUGUGGACUUCUAUCCCCUCGCCGAGUACUGCAAUGGUCUCAUCGCCACUUUCAAUGAGUUGAGGGUCUGUCCACCUGUUGCUCUCGCCGAAUACUGCACUCAGGUGCUGGAAGAAUCUCUGCAGUGUGUGGCCAGGGGAAUUUUGGUGUUCUACAAACAGGAGCAGCAGGCAUUCACAGCGAGUGAACGAGAAAAUAUGAUGAAAUUUGCUGAGUGCUUCAGCGAUCAGUUAAUACCCUACAUUCAGUAUUGCAUACAUGCAAUUUUUCCCCCGAAUCAGAUCGCGGUGCAUCUGGAUAUUACUGUGGGUCAACUUCAGAAAGAGGGAAUCACGUAUUUGGAUAUUAAAAAAAUUGUUGAGCCCUUGGCGACGUUAUUACCAUUGAAAAGCGUCGUGAAGGAGUCUUUCCUUUCAGCAUUAUCUGCAACCGAAUCAUCCAAUGUCUCACAAUCAUCAUCAGACGUAAAUAUUGUCGAUAAUUUGGAACCCCAGGACUCAGAAUCUCCUGAGCUCCAGAAUUACGACAAUAAUUUGAAUAUAGAUGCAUUAACUAUCGACGAAAAUAUUAAAUCGUAAAAAAUCACUUGUACAUACCGAAUUAUGAGGAAAAAAAGACGAAUAAAAUGGUUAUACAUUCGUAACUAUAA
Fopius arisanus is the source of this 1980-nucleotide messenger RNA. It is a transcript of the gene Cog8, whose product is annotated as conserved oligomeric Golgi complex subunit 8. The transcript is spliced from 4 exons. The coding region runs from base 134 to 1909 and encodes 591 amino acids. The record is from RefSeq and is a predicted model, not a curated record. Lineage: Eukaryota; Metazoa; Arthropoda; Insecta; Hymenoptera; Braconidae. Gene Ontology annotation, biological process: intra-Golgi vesicle-mediated transport. Gene Ontology annotation, cellular component: COG complex.